Molecule: messenger RNA, 243 nt
Organism: Fusarium venenatum
Lineage: Eukaryota; Fungi; Ascomycota; Sordariomycetes; Hypocreales; Nectriaceae
Source: RefSeq, a predicted model, not a curated record
AUGUAUCCCACUUCUAUUCCCACUUCUCCUCGCCCUUCCCCUCCCCCUUCCCCUCCCUCUUCUCCCCCUGUUUCUCCCAUCAAGAACAAGCAGGUCUACUUCCUCUCAGCUGACCCUGCCGAUCCGAAUAUUCAUAUUCAUGAAUGUGCCAGCAGUGCUACAAGUGCUACUGCGAGUGCAAAGUCUAAGUGGAGACUGUACUCUGAUCAGAGAUCACAUCUCUGGUCGAAGAUGGUGGGGUAG